Messenger RNA from Eublepharis macularius, 1146 nucleotides. RefSeq names its product tudor domain containing 10 (gene TDRD10). The coding region runs from base 1 to 1098 and encodes 365 amino acids. Gene Ontology annotation, molecular function: RNA binding. The record is from RefSeq and is a predicted model, not a curated record. The transcript has 13 exons. NCBI's taxonomy places the organism in Eukaryota, Metazoa, Chordata, Lepidosauria, Squamata, Eublepharidae.
AUGGUGGCAAAGGGCACCAGGCGGUCCCUCCACAAUGGCGAUAAGAAUCAUUUCAAGCCAGGCAAGAAGGGUCUUAAAUCUGAUCUGUUCAAACCUCCUGGGUUCUUCAAGAAAAAGGGAACGGAAAUUUUUGUUGGAAACCUCCCCCCAAAUAUCACAGAGGAGGAGAUUGUGCUGUUGUUCAAGGACUUUGGUCUGAAGGCAGUCAGGAAAAAGCAGACCUCUGCUUUUAAAAGUUUCGCAUUUCUCGAUGUGGCUUCCCCUGAGGUGGUACAGCUUGCUGUGCAGACGAUGAAUGGAAAUGUGGUGAACGGGCAGCGGAUAGUUGUGUCUGUUUCCGAAGAGAGGAGAAGCCCCGAAUUCAAGAAGAACCACAUGGAGAUGCCGGAUUUGGAGCCAGUACCUAAUGGAUUGCCUGUGGGAAACGGCGCCGGGGAAAGAAGCUCCAAGGAAGACAAGACUGACCUCAUUCCAAAAACUGGCAUCCAGACUGCACCACCUUUAAAGAAGAACAACCUUUAUGCGAUUCCCAUUGAAAUGAGAAGUUCCUUCUUGGUGCUGAUGCUGAAGGACUGCUUUAAGGACCUGGGUUGGCUGAUCACCAUUUGCAGAAUCUCUGGAGAAGCGGGACUCCUGGUGACUGAUACGGUGCCCCAGACUCCGUUCUUCUGGGCUAUCCACCUCACAGAGGAAAACCAUCAAAACAUGCAUAAGCUGUUCAGCUCUUUGGCAGAAGUGGAAUCCCAGUUGCCUUUCUUGGCAAAACAGGACAUCCAGCGAGGGACGCGAUGUAUGGCAGAAUGCAUUCUGGGGGAAGAAGGUGGAGCUUGGAACAGGUGCUGGGUUUUGGACAAGGUGGGAAAUAUGGUCGUGGUGUUCUUCAUGGAUUUUGGUCGCUCUGCCACCGUUCCUCUGAAUUCUUUGCGGAGGCUGGACAAGGAUGACUUCUGGACGAUCCCGCCUCUGGCUCAGCCGUUCAUGCUUCACGAGGAUGUUCUUCCUCCGCAGCUUAUGGUUCGCCAAAUCUUGGAAGGGAGGGUGAUAGCACAGUCGCACGUGGAGACCCACAUCUUGAGAUUCAUCACCAAGACAAACUAGGAAAAAAGUCUUCAAAGAAGUCUCACCCAAGAUCUCGACAAGGGAUAC